Molecule: messenger RNA, 594 nt
Organism: Mercurialis annua (annual mercury)
Lineage: Eukaryota; Viridiplantae; Streptophyta; Magnoliopsida; Malpighiales; Euphorbiaceae
Product: non-specific lipid-transfer protein 1-like
Exons: 2
Coding region: 54-419 (121 amino acids)
Biological process (GO): lipid transport
Cellular component (GO): membrane
Molecular function (GO): lipid binding
Source: RefSeq, a predicted model, not a curated record
UAUUGAGAAUUACAAAAUAACAGAAGAAAUAGAAAUUUAGAUAUCCAAUAUUAAUGGCUUCUAAUAAGGUAGAGUCAGUGUUGGUGUUGCUAGCAGUAAUAUCAUCUAUGCUAGUGAUUACUCCAAAUGUAUAUGCAGAAAUAUCAUGUGCAGAAAUCACAGUUCUGCUGGUUCCAUGCAUUCCUUACGGAAUUUUAGGCGGCGAUGUGCCGGAGUCGUGCUGCUCGGGCAUUAAAGAUUCGUUCGCACUCGUUAAGACCAACGAAGACUUGAUGCUGAAAUGCCAGUGUGUUGAGGAUGUUGCUGCUCUAAUCCCUGGACUUAAUUACACAAAGGUUAAUGAACUUCCAGCUAAAUGUGAUACUACUUCUCCAUAUAUUGUCAGCCCUGAUACUGACUGCUCCAAGGUGCAUCUUUGAGACAUGAAAUGAACUGUGUGAGUUGGAAAGGGUAGUUUAGAAGAAGAAUAAAGCUUCAGGGAGGCCUUAUCUAUUACAUUUGAUUAAAAAUAAACUAGAGUUCUUCUCUAUAUUUUAAUUACUUAAUUAUUGUGUAUCAGUCGAUAUAUAAAUUUUCAAUAUAUUUAGUUAUGUA